AUGUCACCAAUAACACGCAGCAUAACAAGUCCACAACGUAUUUGCAAUCCAAAUUUUCCCACUCUUCAAGACUUGGAUAGUGCCUAUCGCAUGUCCGCCCCGCUCAUUCAGGAAGAUGCCAAGCGAUACCUCGAGUUAUUCCUGGACUUUGAGAAAGUUCGUGAACUCUACAACCCAUUCUCUGAAGAAUAUUGGUUUGUCAACAACACCGAUGCUCUCAAUCAAGUGGUCUACUACAAAAUGAAGAGAAGUCUGUUCAUUAAGUAUAAACAGCAAUUCGUAAAAGCCGGCAUAGAAUUAGAAUUCUUAAGAUGUCAUGGAAGCAGUAUAGGCUGUGGAAAGAUUGGCUGUGAAGAUAUUAAUUGCGAUGGUGCAAAAUUAGUAGACAGCGACCUCGAGAAUAGUACAGAUGACAUGGAUUUGUUUUGUCCGAAUUCUACAAUGUUCAAUAUUAGUCGACAAAGUUCCGAUAUUUCUAGCCUCUAUUAUCAGGAUUCCGAAUUAACCGAAUUAGUCGAACUCUCCGAGUGUCCCAUUACCACCAGCAGAUGUGAUGACGAAAAAAUCGCAAAUAAUUUGGUGAAAAGGUCUGCACGACCACUCGCUCCUCCCGCGAUGCAAACAUCUAUGGCAGCUUUCGAUCGUGGUAUUGGGUUUUCUCAUUUCGAUGCUUCAUACUUCCUAGAUGAAAAUCCUUGUAUCAAGAAAGAUGAGUCGGUACAAACCAUUGUCGGGGAUCAUGAAGAAUGCUUACAACACAUUCGUCGCCCACAUCAACAAAAUAAUAAGAACCGAACUCGAUUCAUGCAAGACGUUUUUCUUCACGUGAAAAGUCAAUUUUCGAUGAGUUGGCUGCAAAAUCUGCCAAAGGAAAAAAUUUACUAUUGUUUGAUGGUUAUUUUGUCGUUGUCUGUGAUAGUGUUCUUCUAUUAUUCAACCGAGUUCGGGCACGAUUCCGCACUUCCUAUGAACAGAACCGUAAGUGACAACAAUGAAAUGUCUGAAAGCGGCUACGGAGUGCAGAAACAACGACAAAAGACUUACAAGAUUUUAGAUAAUGGAAAAUUGGAUGGUGCGGUUAAAUCUCAAGUAAAAGAGUUUAUCGAGGGAGAGAUGUCGAGGAUUGCAUCCGGAACACCUCAAUAUUCCUCUUCGUUGGGUGCAGUGGAUGUCGAUGGAGACGGAUUGGUGGGAUUGGUUAGAAAACAAUUGAAUGAGGUUCUCCAAGAGCAACUUACAAAAAUGAUGGACGGAACCAGCGCCGAUUACGCUUUGUACACCGGAGGCGCUCGCAUAAUUCCCCACGCUACCUCACGUGACUAUGAACAGUGGCCGAGCAAAGGGUAUCAACGAUUAUGGGGCAUGCUCACUCGUCGUAAUGUGAUAAAAUCCAACAGAGCCGAGACCGUAAUCACGCCUAGUGUGAAUGUGGGGGAAUGUUGGUGUUUCAGCGGUACCGAAGGGCAAAUUGCCAUUCGAUUGUCUCGGAGUAUUGUGGUCACCCAGAUUACGUAUUCGCAUAUUAGUAGAGAAGUGUCAAUCGAUCCGUUAAGUAGCGCGCCCAAAGAGUUUGAAUUAUGGGGAGUGAUUGAUCACUCGGAUGAUGAUAAACUUGCUACCGACGAUAACGGAUCCAAAUAUUGGGAUGAUAAUAACAAUGAUGGUGCAUCAAGUGGUGACAAUUAUCAGAAACAGUUCUCAACACAGAAAACGACAAGAAAUCACGAAUUCGAAUUCGUCAAAGAUUUCAAUCUGUUUUUGGGUAAAUAUGAGUACGACUUGAACGGAAGACCGACGCAGGUAUUUAACGUGCCGGAAAGUAUAGCGUUAAAAGGCAAUCAACGCGUGCGAGCGAUCAUGAUGAAGGUGUUGGAUAAUCAUGAGAAUCCUGAGUUCACCUGUUUAUAUAGGUUGCAGGUGCACGGCGUCUUGCCUUCUUAG
Molecule: messenger RNA, 1941 nt
Organism: Acaulospora colombiana
Lineage: Eukaryota; Fungi; Glomeromycota; Glomeromycetes; Diversisporales; Acaulosporaceae
Source: the annotation of a GenBank genome assembly